AUGGGGAUCGUGGUGAGAAGCUCGCCACAGGAAUACCCCAGUUGUCUAAGAGAAUUAUUUAUAGAAGAUGAAUCUAGACGGUCGGAGAAAUUAGCGAUUAAAAAUAAUAAUGUUAACAAUCUAAUUCUAAAAUUCGCAACAUCAUAUCUUGAGCAUUCUUUUGUGAUAUCAGCAAUACGUCUUUGGCAGAAGCUACCAGUGGAAGUAUUAGAUGCGAGUACCCUAGAGGUAUUUAAAAAGAACAUGUUUGAAUAUUUAUUAUCAAUUGAUCUCUAA
Molecule: messenger RNA, 276 nt
Organism: Cotesia congregata
Lineage: Eukaryota; Metazoa; Arthropoda; Insecta; Hymenoptera; Braconidae
Source: the annotation of a GenBank genome assembly